UUAUAUAUUCCUCUACCAAAUACUCACCCACCAAAAGAACCAAGAGAAGAAAGAAAGAAAGAAGGGAGAGAGAAAGAUUGAAGUUUUUUUUUUUAACUUCCUAUAAUCUCGAACCAAAAAAAUCUUUUACUUCCUAAAUCGUAACAAACUCAAUCUUUUUGGGCUUAUUUAUCUCUCUUUUAUUUAUUUUUUUAACAACAACAAUUUGAGGUAUGUUUUUUUUCCUUUCGUUUUUGAAAGAUUCUGCCUUUGUCCUUUAUAUCGCAUGCCCUCUUUCGUUUUCCAUGGCUUGAUUGCCUUCUUAUUUGAUAAUCGCAACUGGGUAUCUCUCUGUUUCCUUUUUCUAUUCUUCUCUGGGUUCAUCGAUUUGGGUGUUUUUCUUGGUUGAUUUCUUUUUUUGUGGGAAAUUCAGGUCAUCAAGAGAUUUAUCUGCACAUCCAGAUAACUGAUCAACUUAUCAGAAGAGGGAGGUACUGGUUUGCGGAGGCAGUUGGACUUCUGCGAGCUUAGAAUCCUCUCUCUCUAUUUAUUGAUGGAAAUGUAGUAAUUAUUCUUGGUUACUGAUUUUCGGGGGCUGUUUUCUCAAAGCGUGCAUAUAGCAGCAUCAAUGUUCUGGUGACAUCUGAGUUGAGUAGGGUGAAGGAUAAAGAGAGAGAAAUAUUGAAGCUUAAACAAUGGGUUCAGUUUGUAGCUGUUUUAACGUUAAUGACAUUGAAGAUUAUUUGAAUCCAAAUAGUCCUGUAUACAGGAACUGUAUGUGUUUUGGUUGUUUCAUACAGUACUUUUUGACUGUGUAUGCCUCAAUAUUCCGUAGAGGGGAAGUGCAUGCGGUUCCUUCAUCUAUACAGGGUGCAGCAUCUAUGACUUCUACAGCUUCACUUGAUAAUUCUCUAUCUGACACUUAUCGUUCUCCUCCAAGGCCGUUGCCUUAUGAUGCGGAUCCCAGGUUUUUCCGUUCACAGCGUGAUGGACUAGUGUCAAGACGUGAGAAGGGUUCAAGUCAUUUGAAUGAAGAGUCAGAACCUCUGAGAGAUGAUGGAGAAGCUGACUCAGAAUCUUUAAAUUUAGGUGGCAAAUGGAAUGAUACCAGUGAAGAUGGAGCAAAGGAAUACCGGAAGUCCACCGUGAGACUUUCAUCAGCAAAACUUACAACUGGAGAUGGGGUUAUCUAUUCAUCAUCGGAAGAGGAGGAAUGCUGUCCGACUUGUCUAGAAGGUAAUACAUUUUUAGCUCAAUUUUUCAUCACAAGAUCACAUGAUGCUGCGGCUCAAUUUUGCAUGAAAUAUUGGUUUGCAACGAAGUUAUCAGUCCUGGAUAGCAGACAGAAUGCUCAAUUUCAGAACUGCUACAGAAGUUAAAUAGUUUGUACUACACGUUAAGUAAUGCGAAAAAAAAAAUUAUUCUACGCAUGACUAGUUAGUCAGUAACCAUUAUCAUGUCAGAAGUUUUGGCUUGUUGGCUUUUCUUCUGUACAAUAAAUAGUAUCAACUUAUUUAUAGCUCUUAAUUGCAAAUCAGUGCUAAUCAUUAAAGUAAGGAAACAACAUUAAUAUAUAAUACUAUUCCUUAUAAUCACACGCAUAUAUUAGGAAAAAAGGGUGGCACGAUACAUCAGACUCACACUUAGAGGGUUUCAAAAGGGUAGAUGAGCCUAACUCAUCUGAGGCUAUUUCCAUAAUUUGUAUUUGUGAAGUCCACAGCUCUGUCACAUGGCUGCAAUCUUACCGCUAUACCAAGGAUCACCUCUAGAACUUGCUACCUCCAACCUCUCUGAAAAAAAUAAAAUAAAGAACACAUCAUGUGAUGCAAUCUCCCUUAGCUCAAGACAGAAAGAAUCAGUCAAAGAACGGCACAAGUGACCUUUCUGAAUUUGUGAGGACAUGAACAAAACAGAAAAAAUGAGGGUUGGCUGGAAAGACCGGGGAAACACUGUAUUGAGAAUUGAAACUUUUUCAGAUACUUAUGUUUGUCUCAAGUAUUUUUUUCUUGCAGAAUACACCGAAGAGAAUCCAAAGAUAGUGACAAAAUGCUCUCAUCAUUUUCACCUUGGUUGCAUAUAUGAGUGGAUGGAAAGAAGUGACAACUGUCCUGUUUGUGGGAAGGUAAUGUUUACUUGGUAUUUUCUGAAUGAUUUCUUUCUGAAUUUGCUCAGUUCAUCAGAGAUUAGAUCAUAGAACACAUAAAAACAGUAGUAUGGGAACCAGGUUGAACCAGUCAGUUCAACCAGAAACCUGAGAACUGACCAUGUUUAUCUGUCUAACUGAAAAAUUUAUGAUUUAGCUACCCAUUUGUCAUGUUGGACAGAGUAUGUGCUAUUAUGGCAAAAUGAAGAACAAAAUGAGACUCUCACCGAAAUAACCCUAUAUUUAUAUGAGAAUCACCCUUCAAGGCUCAAUACAUACGAUUCCCAUUUCACACUCCUCCCAUUAUAUUACAUUUUAUUUUCCAUCUCCUUCUAUACAUACGUUCACAAUGGGCAUAUCACGAGACUUGUAGGUACAGAUAAUAUUUCAGGAAAAAACUGAAACAUUUCAUGUUAUAGAGCGAAGGUAUAUUUUAAAAAAAGGUAUAGCAUUCAUUCUUUUAGAAUAAAUAACAUGUAUAUUUCCUUUUUAUUCCUCAAAAAGGUAGAGCAGCUUGAGCCUGAUGCUUUAUUUUAAUAACUUGGCUGUCUUAAACUUCCACCUAACUUGCAUUGAGGUUGUUUAUGUGCGAAAUGCUUCUUGUUUGUCAGUUUUCAUGUUUGUCUGUCCAUGCUUGAUUCUAAUACUAUAUGUAGACUUUGAGACAAUCAUUUACGAUGCUAUUAUUUCAAUAUUGAUUAAAUAUACCACAGUUAAAUAAGUAGAGUCGAGCAUGACUAUAAAGCUAGAACUUAGAUAAUAAUUUAUGUAUGUUUUGUGCAUUCUGGAUUGGAGGCUACUGAAUCAUGAUACUUAUUUAUAUUUUGAUGCAGGUGAUGGUAUUCGAUGAAACGACUUAAUCUCUUACAAAAGGUUUAUAUCGUGGAUGAUACCAAGAACAGAGGAAAGGGAAAAAAAAAUACAAGUACAGACAUUGUGAAUACUUCAGAUUAAGAUCUUAUCAUGUAUAGGAAGUAUAUAACUUAUAUGAUCCACCACUUUAAGUUCAAUAUCAUCCAAGUUGUUUCUUUUAUUUAUACAUUUGUCCCUUGUCAAAACAUGCGCUAUUACAAGAAAAUGCCAUUUUAGAUGGGAACUUUGUCAUGGUUUCAA
Molecule: messenger RNA, 3235 nt
Organism: Vigna angularis (adzuki bean)
Lineage: Eukaryota; Viridiplantae; Streptophyta; Magnoliopsida; Fabales; Fabaceae
Product: E3 ubiquitin-protein ligase At3g02290
Exons: 3
Coding region: 675-1358 (227 amino acids)
Molecular function (GO): ubiquitin-protein transferase activity; zinc ion binding
Source: RefSeq, a predicted model, not a curated record